AUGCUAUUGAUUGUGGGUUGGACAUCCCUCUUGCUAACGCUGCUUCAUGUGAGCAUCCCGACCGCUGCUAAUGGGGGUGGCGGCGUCUCGAACUCUUGCAAUCUGACCAAAUUUUGCGGCAUUGCGUGCUUUGAACCCGAGAUUGAAGGGUGCUGCAACGGCACAAUCUUCUCGCUUGUGGUCCGUCAAUUCCCCAUCCCCCGCUUGCGUCGCCAGUCAUGCUGCCUAGCUGUGGACGGCACGGCGUAUGUCUCGUCGUUCUGUCCGAUGUUAUAUCGCCCUCUGAUGAACGCAACGUCGCCCCCCGUUCAGGUGAUCAUUGCGCCCCCGUUUGUGAUUGCCAUCAGCACCAAUGUGUCGGGUCGAGCCGGCAACAACUUGACGGCGCCUUAUGGAACCUCCAACACGACCGUACUGCCCCCGUUGAUGUCUCAGGCGACGACGGCGUCCCCCACUGCGACCACCCCUACUCCAACAACUGUCUCGCCCCCUGCUACCCCAGUGACGACCGCGCCUGAAGCGACCACUGCCGAGACAACAACUGUGGCCCCUUCCCCCAUUCGCUUGGCUACAGCCACUAAAACGCCUACGCCGACACCUACGCUAAACAAUGGGUACACAGAACCUGGGCGUUUGUUUGCGUUCGCGUGGUGCGUUGGAAUGGUCGUGGCCACCGCUUCUGUAGCGUAA
This is a messenger RNA of Aphanomyces astaci, 690 nucleotides long. RefSeq lists its product as hypothetical. NCBI's taxonomy places the organism in Eukaryota, Oomycota, Saprolegniomycetes, Saprolegniales, Verrucalvaceae. The transcript has a single exon. The coding region runs from base 1 to 690 and encodes 229 amino acids. The record is from RefSeq and is a predicted model, not a curated record.